Messenger RNA from Zingiber officinale, 1580 nucleotides. RefSeq lists its product as uncharacterized. Bases 304 to 1488 code for a protein of 394 amino acids. The transcript has 2 exons. The record is from RefSeq and is a predicted model, not a curated record. Lineage: Eukaryota; Viridiplantae; Streptophyta; Magnoliopsida; Zingiberales; Zingiberaceae.
CCACCCUUCUCUUUCUCCCUUCGUCAGCUCCUGCCUCAGCUUUGCUGUACGGCUCGUGCUCGCUGUUCCCUCUUCCUCUCCAUCCGCCGUCUCCGCUCCUGCUCCCUAGGUUUAGUUAUCAGCCGGCCCCGAUCCCCUCUGCUACACGCCGGGUCAGCCUUCUCUGCAGCGCGAGCUCUCUCUGGAGCUCCCGGUCGACGGACUAGUCCUCGAGGUGUAUGCUUGUUCCCUUUGGUUCGCCUUUGAUCUCGUUGCAGGUCUUGAUGCUAGGAGAGAGCAUGUGUGGAAUUUGUACUUCGUGUGAUGCUCCUGACCAGAUCCAGUACUGAUGAUGCAUUUGGUGUGUUGACAAUUUCUCUUGUCAUUCUGUUUGAUGUGUUGGCUGUAGUAUGCAUAUCCCAAGUCACCUAUUUACGCGUAUGGUUCCGGCGACAAUAUUAUUUCCGGCUUAGUUUUUUUAAUGGGCCCUGGAUCACACGAAUUUUUCUAGCUUUAGUUGCAAUUUGGUGGAGCUUAAGUGAAAUUGCUAGGCUAAGUUUUCUGAAAGGAAGGCUCAUCACCCCCUUAACAUGGCAGAGAAGUGUGUGCAAGAUCUAUAUCAUCUUCAAUCUUGGGUUUUCAGAGCCUUCUGUCUUUCUUACACUUGUGUUCCUUUUACGCGCUUCCUUGCAAAAGAGGGAUUUGGGAACUCUAAGCGUGGGAUGGAACAAAAAAACCGUUCGCUGUAUCAUUCUUUACUCCCUUCCAAUUUUAGUCACGCAACUUAUCCUGAAUUUUGCUGGACCCAGGCUUUUCAAUGAGUCGAACAGUGGUGGAAGGUUAAGGAAGAAUAACUACUUCACAAAAGCUAGUGUCUUGGUUGGAGACGAUUAUGUAUGCACUUAUCCUCUUCUUAGCACAAUUGUUCUUGGGCUUUUUCAUGCAGCCCUGAUCAGCUACGUUGUGUGCAUUGGAAUUCGUGUGUACAUGUCAGUGAUCAACAAACAGCUGCUCCGAAGGCUCUAUUGGCUGGUAUCGUCAAUUAUUAUUUCUCUUCCUGUGAGGGUGCUCCUCCUAGGAUUCUCUGUACUACCUCAACCAGGCACCCUGGCAUAUGAACUGAUUGUUUUCUUGGCCUUUUUGAUCAUGUUGUUUUGCACAGUGAUUGGCAUCAUUGUAUUGGUCUACUUGCCAGUGGCAGAUUCUAUGACCCUGGUUAACCUAGAGGAGAGAGCAAUGUUAGAGAUACCAUACGAUGAUUAUUACAAUGACAGUGCGUCACUGGUGGCCGAUCAGAACUGCAGGGACACCAGGAGGAGCUCUGAUGUAUCUACCAAACCUGGAUCAGUGUCCUUCAGGACAAUGAUCAAGGAUGAUCUUCCUAGUUCAGAUGGUUUUGAAGAUAUCUGCACGUCGAUUCCAGCUGCUCUUCGUAUUGGUUCACCCUCUGGUUCUUCUUCAACACCAGCUAGGUCCAUGUUUCCUCUCAAAGAAAUUCCUAGAUACUAGGAUCAAAUUUAAAUCCCUGCCAGUGUACAUUUAUCUUCUAUUAAAAGCAGUCGUAGAUUGAUCAAUUUUUUUUUUUAAAAUUUUGAAUGCUA